Messenger RNA from Blumeria graminis f. sp. triticale, 2832 nucleotides. The record is from the annotation of a GenBank genome assembly. Lineage: Eukaryota; Fungi; Ascomycota; Leotiomycetes; Helotiales; Erysiphaceae.
AUGUUUAAACCAUUCAAAUCACCCCUUCUUAAGGGGGCUCCUCCAGCUGCAUCAUAUGAAGAUGACAAAAUUCUAGAAUCGCCUCCCGGCUCAACAAAAAAGCAGAAUCAUAGUGAUAAUCUUAAGGACGUCUCAUCACCAAACUCAACUAGUCCAACAAUCUUUCCUCCCAAAAGUAAAUCUAUAGUCUCUCUGAAACCCUCGUCUAUAGAAAAUAGUUCAGAAAUUGCCCUGAAGGUCCCCGAAGCAUAUUACAUGGUUUUGUGGUUCCUAACCCUGCGAAAAUUCACGAAUAAAAAGCAUAAAACCUGGGAUGGAGAUGGAGUUCUUUCAAUUUCCGGCGGAUAUGCUAGACUUCAAGAUAUUUCAGGCACCGAUAUGGGGAGAGUUAUGUUCAAGGACCCCUUACUUCCAGGUAGCACCCUAAAUAUUGGUGGAAAGGCCGUCGAGAUAGAUUCUAUCAUUACCAAAGAAGAUUUUAUGGCAGGGAAACCUUUUCUCAGGCCCUCAAACAAACGGAUAUCAAGUGCUGAUAGCAGUCUCCCAGCACCUAAACGAAUUCGGAUACCUCCCACCCUACCUAGCGGAAAAAUUCCAUUAGCGACGAAAAAGGUAGAACCUUCAAACUACAAAAUCCCAGCAGCAAGCUUCUAUGCACAUAAAAGUACUAAAACUAUUACUGGAAGAACAGAAUUAAAAACAACAAAGGAAUUUUCACCACCAGAGGCAGGCGGAAUACCCAUCCCAAGGCACGAAAUUUCAGGGCCUGGGGCUCUUGUGAUGACACGGCCUACUAAUAUUGAGAAAGGAAAGCAGCUCGUAGAUGUUGUCGUCGAUCCAUUUUUGGGCCAGCACCUACGCGCACAUCAACGAGAAGGGGUCAAAUUCCUUUAUGAAUGUGUGAUGGGAAUGAGAGAUUUCAACGGUAAUGGUGCGAUUCUAGCUGACGAGAUGGGGCUAGGUAAAAGUCUGACAACGAUCGCCUUGAUCUGGACUUUACUAAAGCAAGCCCCGAUUUAUGGAACCAAAUGUAUUAUAAAAAAGGCACUAAUUGUCUGUCCAGUGACUUUGAUCUCUAAUUGGAAGAAAGAGUUCAAAAAAUGGCUCGGUAACGAGAGAAUUGGCGUUUUUAUAGCCGAUAAUCGGAAAAAUAAGCUCACAGACUUCACUCAUGGUAGAAGCUAUAAUGUUAUGAUAAUUGGUUAUGAAAAGCUUCGGUCGGUGCAGGAAGAAUUGAAAAAAGGGCAUGGAAUUGACAUUGUAAUUGCAGAUGAGGGACAUAGGUUGAAGACAGCUCAAAAUAAAUCAGCUCAGGCAAUCCGAUCUUUAAGCACGCCAAAAAAAAUUAUUUUAUCUGGGACCCCCAUACAGAACGAUUUAUCAGAAUUCUUUGAGAUGGUUGAUUUUGUAAAUCCAGGUCUUCUAGGAACAUACAAAACUUUCACAAAAGAAUUUGAAAAUCCAAUUUUAAAAAGUAGACAGCCUGGGGCAUCGCCGAAUGAAGUUGAAAAAGGCAUAGCUCGACAAGAAGAGCUCUCUUCAUUAACACAAAUGUUCAUUCUGCGUCGAACAGCAGAAAUUCUAUCCAAAUACUUACCGCCUAAGAAUGAGUAUGUCCUAUUCUGUAAGCCAACGCAAGCUCAGAUACAAGCAUAUGAGCAUAUCUUAGCUUUACCCUCCUUUGGAAAUGUACUUGCUAGCUCAGAGGCUUCUUUUCAACUAAUCACUUUCCUAAAAAAAGUUUGCAAUGCACCAAGCUUAUUAGCGAAGAAGAAAGAAAAAACAUCAACUUUUCCAAGCCUUGUCGAACAUGUGGAUAUAAUCCCAGAUGAGCUAUUAAGACUUUCACCUAUUAAAGCUAGCUCUAAGCUGAGAGUUUUAGACCUAAUUCUAAAGCAGCUUUCUCAGAACACAAAUGAAAAGGUUGUAAUCGUUUCAAACUAUACAACUACGCUCGAUCUUCUUGGCAAACACUUGGCAUCACUAGAUCUACCGUUCCUGAGACUUGAUGGUAGCACUCCCACACUUAAGCGUCAAGAUCUUGUUGAUGCAUUCAAUAAAACAUCUGCCGCAAAGAAUUUUGCGUUCCUUCUAUCAGCAAAGUCUGGUGGUGCUGGGAUAAAUCUGAUAGGAGCCUCUCGAUUAUUUUUAUUCGAUACUGAUUGGAAUCCAGCUACAGACUUACAGGCAAUGGCCCGUAUUCAUCGAGAUGGUCAGAAAAAACCAGUCAAAAUAUAUCGAUUCCUUUUAGGCGGAGGAAUCGAUGAAAAAAUUUAUCAGCGGCAAAUAACCAAAAUGGGACUAGCUGAUAGCAUUGUAGAUGGAAAGCAGAACGAGGCAAGUUUUUCAGCUGAAGAGUUGAGAGAUCUAUUCCGAUUACACCUCAAUACUAGGUGUCAAACACAUGAUUUAUUAGGAUGUGUUUGCCCCAGUGAUGGUUCGGAUCCUCUCGCCCCUACUUGCUCCGCUACGGCCGAGAAAGAAUCUGAUACCAAAUCAGACUCGGAAGCUAGUGAAAAUGAGCUCGUAUAUCCUCCCAUAUACAAGCCAGUCCCAGCGACAAUAGAUAAUGUUGCGGUCAUCAAUCAGAAAAUUGCAGAGGAGCUGGAAGCAAAACGUGCCAAAAAAAUGAAAAAUAAUAUGCAAGCUUUAAUGCAGUAUAGACACAUUGAUACUGCAAUAUUUGGUAUAGAGUCAAAUGAAAAUUCAGCCUCCAUUCAAAAUUGUUUUAAAGAUACCAAAGAAGCUCUAGAUGAUGAUAUUUUGCACAGUAUUUUGAAAGAAAAGAAGUCCGGUGUAGCUUUUGUGUUUGCAAAAAAGGAUAGAAUAUAG